Messenger RNA from Acanthoscelides obtectus, 1168 nucleotides. The record is from the annotation of a GenBank genome assembly. Lineage: Eukaryota; Metazoa; Arthropoda; Insecta; Coleoptera; Chrysomelidae.
GGCAACCAGGACUGACAGAUUCAACUAACGUACAUUAGACAGUGACUAAUGGGCAAAGGUCCUACGGACCGCCCAGACUAACAAAUGACGAAUAGAAGAAUACAGGAGCAGGAUAUUUUCCGAGCGAAUGAGAAGAUACUCCCUCGACUAACUGCGCCACCAUGUUUGUAUCCAUAUCUAUCGUCUAUCAAUGAUCACGUCACGCCUGUCACUGUCAACCAGAAUUUGAUGUCCAAAAUUCGCUGCUAUUCGAUGUUUGCUUGGGAAGUGAUCGUAUUUUCCACUCUACUGGCUUAUCAGAUUUCAGCUGAUGAUAAACCGACUUUGUUGAGAAAGCCAUGCAGCGAAGAAGAGAAUUUCAUGGUGAUUUUCGUAAACUCGGUUGAUAAGAAACUACUCUGCGUUGGCACCUUGGUCAACAAUGAAUACGUACUAACUGCGGCAUCCUGCAGCCAAGUUUGGAUGGACCAACCUAUUAGCGUGGUAGCCGGGGUCUCCAAACAAGAUCUCAAAAGCCUCGAGAGAGUCCACAAUCGUUCAACAGUUUCCUUAUUCACUCAUCCCAACUACUACCUCAUCACCCAUGAUUUAAUGAUGGUCCAACUUGAUGAACCAAUCGAUGAAACACACAACGUUAAAUAUGUUAAGCUGCCAUGGGGGACUCAAGAGAGCUUGGAGACUGCAUGUGCCAGACCAACAUUGUUGGGUUGGAGCAUGCGUUCAAAUAUCGGAGCAGAGAGUGAGUCAAGCCUACUCUGCGCUGAUUUAAAGCUAUACCCCUUGGACCAAUGCAAGCAAGACUACAAAACGUAUCCGGAUCUCGAAAUAGAUAAUAAGACGAUGUGCACAAAAACAGACAAGAUGGACGCAUGCUACGGUGAUUCUGGAGCGCCUCUGAUGUGCGGAGGUAUACAAUACGGUAUCGUUACAUUUGGACUCGGUUGCGCAAAUGAACUGCCUGGUGUGUACACCCGAGUGGAUCAGCACAUGGACUUCAUAAAAGACGUGCUUGAUGGAAACAUAGAGCCCAGAAUUCCUGCUGGAAAAGCUGAAGGUCUACGCGGAGUAGUUGCAGCGAUGUUAAGUGUCGUUUUCACAUUUUUGUACUUGUUUGUCCAUAAUUAAACUUAUGCUUCUGCAUUUUAUUUCUUUUUCCUAGCAGAGCCCU